UACAUUAUGCCUGUAUCAACAGAACGAUGCCAGUACUGGCCCAGUUAAGUGAUGUUAGCUGGGGCACCUGUAAUUUCAACGUUGUUGCUUUUCAUUUUAAUGUUUUCUCUGAAACAUAAAUAAAUCUUACAUGAAGUAAAGCAUAUGCACAUUGUGUCUAAAAAUCAACUCACAGUAUUUCCAUGUAGUUUGUACAACUUUUGUAAAUUUAAGAACUGUAGCCCUUAACCCACUAAUAUGAAUUCCGAGUUCAUUCGCAUGUCACCCCACACACACUUCACACCACACCUUUAUACACCAGCAAUUAUUCAUCCCUAAGUGUUUGCAUUUUUGUACAACUAAUAGUAUUUAAUCAAACCAACCAUGAUCUAGCAUUAGUACCUUCCUAUUUUAGUAUUCCUGUUUUAAGGUGUUACCAGAAUUCAAUAUCUGUUUUUAGAAUGGCACUUAUGUCAGUGUUUCUCAAGACACCCCUGUAUGGAGCUCAGCCUGCACCACACAAGGUUGUAGCUAUGAAAAGGACAUGGUGGUCGUUGAUGACAAAGGAAGACAGCAUAUUCGGCGCUUUCAGUUCUGUAAAUGUGAAUUGGAGCCAAUCACACUUAUCAAGUUCAAUCUCUGGCCAGCUUCACCAAAGCACCCAAAGCUGGCUUUCCACACAGACCUUCUCAGGUGGAUUCACGGACUGUCAGUGGAAUGUCAUGUUUCUGUCAAAGGCUUUUGUGAAGCCCUGAGUGCUCGGCUCCCAAAGCAGCAUCAAGGCUUUGUUUCUUUGGAGGUGAAGAGCAUAUAUAAAGUUCUUAUGAAAGAAACUUUGGAGGAAUUCAGAUACUUCCUGUACAACAUGAACCAUUUACACCAAUUCCACCCUCAACUCAGUAAUGGAGCAGAGUGUGCAGCCUGCUACAAAUUGCCAACAAAAAUAAUCAGCCUUGAUGCUGAUUUCCAGCUCGUCCGUAAGGUUUCCUCAGGCUAUUCAUGGGGAAAAUCAAAACAUACCACCUUCUUCCUUGAACAAGAAGAAGUUGAUGAAUACAUGAAAUCAUACAGUGGUGAUUCAAAAAAAACCUAAUGUGGAUUGCAGUGAAUUCCAGGCAGGGAAUAGUUUAAGAGCAAAAAAUAAGACAGCAAAGCUUUCCGAAACCGCUGUAUUUGGAUCAGCCUGUAG
Messenger RNA from Haliotis rubra (blacklip abalone), 1168 nucleotides. RefSeq lists its product as uncharacterized. NCBI's taxonomy places the organism in Eukaryota, Metazoa, Mollusca, Gastropoda, Lepetellida, Haliotidae. The transcript is spliced from 5 exons. The record is from RefSeq and is a predicted model, not a curated record. The coding region runs from base 524 to 1072 and encodes 182 amino acids.